UGUGACCUCGUGGAUUAUUCCAGUUCUCCUCAGGCUCUCAGGAUGGCAUGGACCUGCUGGCUGUACUAUUUCUCCAAGUUCAUUGAGAUGCUUGACACUAUUUUCUUUGUCCUGAGGAAAAAGAACAGUCAGGUUACUUUCCUUCACGUCUUCCAUCACUCCAUCAUGCCUUUCACCUGGUGGUUUGGGGUCAGAUUCUCCGCAGGUGGUCUGGGAACCUUCCAUGCCCUGCUGAACUGCAUCGUCCAUGUCAUAAUGUACACCUACUAUGCUCUCUCCGCCCUGGGACCCGCCUAUCAGAAGUACCUGUGGUGGAAAAAGUAUAUGACCACCAUCCAGCUGGUUCAGUUUGUGCUGAUCACCGCUCAUAUUGGCCAGUUCUUCAUGAAGGACUGUCCUUACCAGUUUCCUGUGUUCCUCUACGUCAUCGGUUCAUAUGGGCUGAUCUUCCUGUUCCUGUUCCUCCACUUCUACUAUCACGCCUACACCAAGGGCAAGAGGCUACCCAAGGUGUUCCAGAACGGAAACUACCUUCUCAAGAAAUCCGAGUGAUCUUUCCUUUGGCCACCCAAACGUGACGCUCUAACCUAUUAAGUGGGAAUAUUCCUUUUUAUUUCAUCCGUUCAAGUUCCACUUCCCUGUUUUAUGUUAAAACUAAUGUGGAAUCCACCUUAUCACUGGAUUUAAGACGUCUGAAA
This is a messenger RNA of Sinocyclocheilus grahami, 698 nucleotides long. Its product is annotated as elongation of very long chain fatty acids protein 7-like. Gene Ontology annotation, molecular function: fatty acid elongase activity. Gene Ontology annotation, cellular component: endoplasmic reticulum membrane. Gene Ontology annotation, biological process: fatty acid elongation, polyunsaturated fatty acid; very long-chain fatty acid biosynthetic process; sphingolipid biosynthetic process. NCBI's taxonomy places the organism in Eukaryota, Metazoa, Chordata, Actinopteri, Cypriniformes, Cyprinidae. The transcript has 5 exons. The coding region runs from base 43 to 552 and encodes 169 amino acids. The record is from RefSeq and is a predicted model, not a curated record.